UGGCUAUAGAGAUCAGUUUGUACUCUAGAGUAGAUCUUUCUGGAACAUAAUUUACGUUUUUCUUGAAUUACGCUAUUGGUACUUGUGUAUAAAUACUAGGUCUCUUAUAAAUUUUGUUUAGUGAUCUUCUGAAAAUUUCUUGACCUCUUCAAGACUAUCAGCUAUAUAUUUUUCAUCACUAACUAUUUUCAGUAUUAUGAAAUAUUUUGGAAUACACAGCUUUUGAGUUUAUUAAUUAUUUUGACAUUGUGUGUUCGUUCUGUUAUCAAAGUUAAAUUCAUAUUUAUAUUGGAUUUAGAGGAGAUUGUUUGCAUAUAUAUAACAGCUGAAAAAAAAUGUCACUUGUAUCUAGAGAUGUGCCCAUAAGAUAUGAACCAGACUUUUGGCCAUCUUGUUAUGAAAGACAUACACCAAUCUACAGAGAUCCUAUUCCAUAUGAAAAUGGACUUUCUAGAUAUGAUGACUUUUAUAGUAUGCCAUAUGGUUUUGAAAGCAGACCAUUAAUGCGAAGCCAAAUGUGGUCAAGUUUUGAAAGAGAAAUGGCCAGAAUGAAUGAAGAAAUGAAAAGAAACUGGGCUGUUUCACGUAGAGUGGCAGACGAUAACUUUGCUAAAAUGGGAGAUAAUUUCCUUGCUCCAUCAGCAGAAAAUUGGAGGUUAAUGGAAAAUUUUCGGAUGGAUAAUCCUAUAACUGAAGAUCGUUCAGGAAGAAGAAAAUUUUAUUUGGAAUAUGACACAUCACAAUUCAAACCAGAAGAAAUAACUGUAAAAACAUCUGGCCAGCAAUUAACUGUUCAUGCAAAACACGAAGAGAAGGAUGAGAAUCGUUCAUCUAGAAAGGAAUAUUUGAGAAGCUAUCUAUUGCCCAAAGAAGUAAAUCCAGAACUUUUGACCUCUAAGCUAAGUGAAACUGGAAAAUUAACAAUUACGGCCUCUCUUCCAGCUCUGGCAUUCGAAAAUAAAGAAAGACUUAUAGCAAUUGAGCACACAAAAUAAUGCAUAUAACAGACUGUCAGUUGAAAGGAGAUUUAACAUCUUAAAACAGUUUUAAAAUCACUGAGCUUUAAAGACCAUAUAUGAAGACAUUUUAUUAACAAAGAAUUUCUGACAACUGACUUGUGAAAAUGUUUUGUCAGAACUUUUAUAUUUUACAUUAUGUAAAUAUACAUCUUUUACUGGUAUAUACUUUUCAUAGAAUUUUGUUGUUGCAGUUGUUGUUUAUUUACUUUACUAAUUGAUGAUUUUAAAUUAAAUAUUCAAUGUUGUUUCAAUUUUUUUAUCUAAUUCUUUUUUAUGGCUUAUUUUCAUUAGUUCAAACUAUUACCUUUUUUAUCCAAGUAAUGCAUUUAUUUUUGAAGUACUUGCACAAAAGUAGUUGUAUUGAGAUAUUCUUAUUAAAUUACUGUUGAAUCAUU
Mytilus californianus (California mussel) is the source of this 1414-nucleotide messenger RNA. RefSeq names its product alpha-crystallin B chain-like. Gene Ontology annotation, biological process: response to heat; protein refolding. The record is from RefSeq and is a predicted model, not a curated record. Gene Ontology annotation, molecular function: protein folding chaperone. The coding region runs from base 336 to 995 and encodes 219 amino acids. Lineage: Eukaryota; Metazoa; Mollusca; Bivalvia; Mytilida; Mytilidae. The transcript has a single exon.